AUGGUACAUAGCGAUCUAUCUUGUAGUUCAAAAGCAAAAUCAAUGACGGAUAUUGAAGAAAAUCAAAGCCUGAAUCAAUCGAAAGUAGCCAAUCAACAUAGUCCGGGUGAACGUCAAGGAUCAAGCAUUACUUUUUACUCAUUAAAUUAUACAAUACGUACUCAAAAAUGUUGUAAUCUCUGCCCAUUACCAUUUCUGACGAAAAAACACCAACGAAUUCUCUACGACAUAAAUGGCGUCUUUAAACCGGGUAUGAAUGCGAUCCUUGGACCAACUGGCAGUGGCAAAUCAUCGUUAUUAGAUAUCUUAGCUGAUCGAAAAGAUCGUCAAGGUCUCGACGGGGAAGUUUUAAUGGACGGACAAAGACAGACCGAUGAUUUUAAAUAUCAAGUUGGUUAUGUUGUUCAAGAGGAUAUUAUCAGUGGAACAUUAACAGUAAGAGAAAACCUAGCAUUUUCUGCCAAUCUUCGUGUAUCGAAAGCAAUGUCGCGAGAAUCGAAAAAGGCUAUUGUUCAACAAGUUAUCGAACAGUUAGGACUGGAGAAAUGUGCAGAGUCAAGGGUGGGCACGGAAUUAGCACGUGGAAUAUCAGGCGGAGAACGAAAACGAACAAAUAUCGGUAUGGAACUAGUUCUCUCACCAUCAGUUCUAUUUCUCGAUGAGCCAACAACAGGUCUUGACUCAUCAACAGCUCGUAAUGUCAUGGAAUAUCUUCACGAGCUAUCACGACGAGGACGUACCAUUAUUUUCUCAAUUCAUCAACCUCGUUACUCUAUCUUCAAACUAUUCGAUACAAUAUUUUUAUUAGCUGCUGGUCAUUGUGUUUAUCACGGUCCUGCCAAUGCAGUUCUACCUUACUUUUCAUCCAUCGGUUAUGACUGUGAGCAACACGACAAUCCUGCUGAUUUUCUGCUCGAUGUCACUCAAGGCGAUUGUUCAUCAGUGUCCACCGAUGAAUCGAAUUCAGAUAAAAAGCACGAACAGAAUGCUCAUCGUUUACAUGAUUUAUACGUUAAAUCUGACAUCUAUGCAUCCCUACUUCAAGUACUUGCGCCAACGAAUGGUCGACAACUAGACACGGCUGUCUAUCAUCCGACUUCCAACACUUCAACAUCGCGUUUCGGUGAAAUGCUCUAUGUUUCUCAACGUACAUUGCGCACUGCCUUCCGCAAUCCAACUUUAGUUAUCAUGCAAACAGUAGUAACAGUACUCUUUGCAACACUUGUAGGGUUAAUUUAUCUCCAAAUCGAUCGUAGUGAAGACACUGGUGUGAAGAAUCGUAUGGGUGCCAUAUUUUUCAUUGUAACCAAUCAAGUUAUGGCCAAUCUAUCAGCAAUCGAAUUAUUCCUCAAAGAGCGUGUUUUAUUUAUUCAUGAAAAUGCUAGUGGCUAUUAUCACGUGUCCACAUACUUCUUUGCGAAGUUGUUGUGCGAUAUGAUUCCAUUGCGUCUCAUUCCAUCGAUGAUUUUUUCAAUCAUUGUCUACUUUAUGAUUGGAUUUCAACAAACACUCGCAAAAUUCUUUAUCUUUUACUUAGCCAUUUUUACUACGACAACGUGCGGUGCUGCAUUUUGCUUUUUACUUUCAGCAAGUGUGGAAGUAUUUGGUAUUGCAAAUCUAUUAGCAGCAAUGACCUUUGUUUUAAUGAUGGUUUUCGGCGGAUUUCUUGUCGAAAUCUCUUCCGUAGUCAAUUUUCUCUCCUGGAUCAAAUGGGUUAGCAUAUUUCGGUAUUCAUUCAACAUAAUCAACAUCAAUGAGUUCAGUGAUUUGACACUUUGCUUGAAAACCAAUAAGACAAUUUGUCCAAUCAAUGGAACAUAUAUUCUACAUAAUGUCGCACAUAUUGAAUAUGAAAAUGAAUGGGAUUUAUGGAAGAAUUUCGUGGCAUUAGGCUCUAUGACAGUCCUAUUUCUUAUUUUGGCAUAUAUUCAAUUACUUCGAAUGAAAAAAACCAAAUGA
Molecule: messenger RNA, 1959 nt
Organism: Adineta ricciae
Lineage: Eukaryota; Metazoa; Rotifera; Eurotatoria; Adinetida; Adinetidae
Source: the annotation of a GenBank genome assembly